AUGUCGUGGGACUGGGAGCCGAAUUCUUUUCUCAAAGGAUUCGAGCAGCUUAGUAGCACCCUCUCCGCUUUUGUGUAUCGCUCCAACGCCAGCCCCAGCACUGAUUCACGGAAUCUGUCGGGAUGCGACGAACAGGACCCGCUUCCGUUUUCAAAUGCGGUACCAAUUUGCUUUUUGCCUUGUAUGUUCAUCUCGACGAAUAGUACUGAUGGCUGCAAAUCUGCAGGAACAAACUAACUGCGAGCCAAAAACUUCAAAACGUACUACACAGGUGGCUUUCGGUAUCGUCUUCCUCCUCGUCAUCAUGUCGGGUCUUUUUUCGGGCCUCACGCUAGGCUUGUUGGGACUCGACAUAACGGGGCUCGAUAUCAUUGCGCACUCCGAGGACAAGGUCGCCGCGGCCAAUGCCCGCAAGAUCAUCCCAGUCCGAAAAAACGGAAACCGCCUUCUGUGCACACUAUUGCUCGGAAAUGUAGCGGUAAGAGCGGUCAUUUUGUAAUAUUGCGUUCAUUUGUGUUUGUCUUUCACUUUCUCUUUACCAAUUCGACAUGGAAGAAGUGCAACCCCAGGAUGUGGAUGUGCAUGUUGGGAGUUCAGUAAAAGUCUUUGCAAGAAGUACUAAAGCCAACAUAGUUAAAAUAAAAGUACAAAUACGCUAUUAAUCAACGUUCUCGUAGGUAAACUCCAUGCUUGCGAUUCUGAUGGCGAAUCUGACAUCUGGCAUGACUGGUUUUCUGGUGUCCACGGCGGUGAUCGUGGUAUUUGGAGAGAUCCUGCCCCAGGCGAGCUGUUCGCGGUAUGCGCUGCCGAUCGGCGCGCGCACCGCUAAUGUGGUAAAGUUCUUGAUGUUUCUCCUGUUGCCGCUGGCGUACCCGCUCGCCUACGCACUGGACUGGAUUCUGGGAGAUGAAAUGGGUACCAUCCACAGCAAGCAGGAACUGCGGCGGCUCCUGCAGAUCCACGUUCGUGAGGGUGCUCUAAAAAAGGUCGAGGGGGACGUGGUCGCCGGCGCGCUGAAAUUCCGGAACAAGCCACUCUCCAAAGUGAUGACGCAGAAGCAGGACUGCUUCAUGUUGAACCAAAACGAAGUGCUCGACUACGCAACGAUCCUCGAGAUUUCCAACUCCGGGUUCUCGCGCAUCCCCGUUUACAACAAGACGGACUCCGAUAUAGUCGGCGUCCUCGUGACCAAAGAUUUGAUCUUUGUCGAUCCCGAGGACGCGAUGCCCCUGCGACAGUUUCUGAAGGUAUCUAUCAUCAUGGGCAAAUUUUAUUUUAUUUUUUCCUGGAUUUUGUACUAUUUCUAUUUCACGAAGAUCGACCUGAUCUUCUUGAACUUGAUCUGAUGCACGAUGAAAGCUUUCCAUUGCUGUUUUUGCUUUCGCAAAUUAUGCGCCAGCCAGAUGACGUACUCGCUCCAACUUCUAUAUCUAUCGAAACUUUAUUAUUGUCUCUAUGAAAAAACAGCUGCCGUGCGUGCUACCGCGGUCGAUGAUUCAAGCAAAGAUCAAAAUCAUGAAAAUAAGCUCCAUAUUAAGUUUAGUUGACUCGACUCAUGAAAAGGUAUUCGGACGCCACGUGGAGCGGUUUUUCGCGGACGACACGUGCGGGGAUGCGUUGCACCGGUUCAAGCUCGGCCGGGCGCACCUGGGGUUGGUGGUGGGCCACGACGCGAUUGCUGGCGAGCAGAAUGCGGACUCGCCCGAGGGGCCGAUGCGACACCAGGGCGUGAGCUCGGCGCUGUUGAACAAGCACGGACAGCAGAACCUGCAGUACGAGCUGCAGGGGAUUGUCACGCUGGAGGACGUAAUCGAGGAGAUUCUGCAGGACGAAAUCGUGGAUGAGACGGACGUAUACAUCGACAUGCACCACAAAGAGGAGCGCGAGUAUGUGGAGAGCGAAGAGGCGGUGCUGCCGCCCGAGCAAUACCGCAGUAGCGAGGAGGGCGGCCCCGGCGACAGCCGAAUACUGGACCGAGACAGCUUGGCGCUCGAUGAAAACAACAGCCGCGACGACAUCUUGCUUGGCGAGGAGGGAGCAGGAGGUGGCCUCAAGCCGGGCAAGUCGCUGCUAGAAGCCGGGCCACGCGAGCUGCAGCAGCGCCGCGUAAUCAGCAACGAGAGCAGCAACAGCAUGGAGCAAUAUCCGUCGAAGGAUGACGUCGAGGAGCUGCUGCAAGCGCGUGCGCAGCUGCGGAAGUCGGAGAGCCGACCUAUUUUGGAAGCCACCGCGUCCGUCCUGCUGUCCCCGGUGGCCUCCGUGGUGGGCGCACUCAACCAGUUGCCAGGAGCGGGGUAUUCGGGGUCGGCGCGGGAGUCGCCGCGGCAAGGAGCUGCUGCCGCGCCCGAGGACCUCGUCCGAGCGGGGAGUAGCAGCACCAGCAACGGCACGCCGGGCGCCAUGUUGUACGAGCGAGGAGCUGCAGCUGAUGGCAUAGUGGUUGGGAGCGGGCCGGCGGCGUCCUCGUCGCUGCGCACGGCGGGCGACAACUAUGCGGGCGUGUCGCGCGAGCGGUCGGAGGAUAGCUUUUCGAUUGGGAAAACCAGUGCGGUGGGGACCACCUCCACGCCCGGGUUCGGGGCGGCGGCGCAUGCGCCCGGUGGGAGUGCCGAGAUGAGUGCGGACGCUAGCGUAGUGGAGUCCAGCGAGAGCCGCGCCGGCGGAGCCCGGUUGCAGCCGGUGGGCGGGAUGAUGAAACACGGCGUCCGGCGGGGCAAGCGCCGGAAGCAGGACAUCACGAAACUGCGGUUUUUCAACCCACAGAUUCGUGGCGAUGCCUUGCUCCCGCAGGAGGUUGACGUGUUGGUCUCACACCUGUUGGAAAACUAUGCGGGGCCGCGCCUCCUGGCGCAUUCCCCCGGAACCACGCAGGGCGUUGGGAGUGGAGGUGGUCAUCCUCAUUCGGCUUCCACCCCAAACUCUCCAAAUCCGCCGGCGGUUCACUUCAGUGAACAAGAUGACGAGGGAGUGGCACCGUACGCGUCACCCUGGCUGUCGCAGCGGUGGCGCAACGACGACGAACGCAACGAGGGCCGGUCCCGCUGGAUUUCGCGUCACGCCUUGAAUUGGCUCCUCAUCGAGCGUGGAAACGUAGAGACGCUCUACCGCCACGCACCGGUACGCUGCCCACGCCCCGAUGCCGAGGACUGGGUCUACAAAAGGGUAUAAUAACUGCAACUUUUGGUUUUGAAAGUAUAAAGGCUAGGUUUUUUCGAAAAUUGGCAACAGACCAUUGAUUUGUGUUUUUUCUUUCUUUUUCUUUGCACCUCGAUCCUCGAAGCAGGAUAAGAUGCCAUGAAGGCGACGCGAAUUAUAAAUAAAGAUAAACCUCGUCCCCCGAAUAAACUUGACAGGGCGAGCCGGCAGAUUUUAUGACGAUUAUUCUAACUGGAGUGGUGAUGAUCGUGGUGGGCCGCGACGGUUUUCAGCAGGAAUGCGGGGCGUUUUCCGUUCUGGGAAUCGAUACUCUUGCGGGUCCCGGGUUCCAACCGGAUUUCUCCGCUGCCCUCUGGUCUGACGUGGUUACCUUGGUGCGCAUUUCCCGCGCCGUGUACGCGGAGGCGCAGGAGCUCGACCAAAAGGGCGCGAUUCCCUUGGUGGAGCCAGCGGUGAACGCGCGCAUUAAGCGGGCGACCAAGCAGGCUGAAGUUGCUUCGGGCAGUCUAGAGCCCGCGACCUCUUCGAGUGCGCGCGACCGGGUACAUUCGCGUGACCACCCCCGGGUGGCCCGGCAAGUAACGAAAGACAAUUACGACCACGCCUUCUCGCCAAAGUCAGCCUUUGACAAUGACGGGGACGACGACCUGUCCCCGGACAAGCGCCGCGAGUUGCAGCUCAGUCGCGGGGAGAACAAACCGUCUUCCGCCUCGCAUCGCGACACAUCCAGCAAAGAGAAGGUAGGCCACAACUCAUCCUUCCUGGGUUCGCUCUUCUCCGCGUUCGAGCUAUCACACAGAAAAACACCGGUACCGCAUGUUUGUACUUAAGUACUUUAUAUGCAAAAAUAAGCUGGACAUGAAAAAAUCAUGUGUAAAGCAGCGUUCAUGCUGUGGGGUCGACUGUGACAGAUUCUUCCGUCAAACUUCUAUUCUUUUAUUUUGUCUGUCACAAUUAUGCCCUGCCGGCUUUUUUCUGUGUGAUACGAGCCGAGGAAACGAUCCAAGCUCGCGUCGGCAGCCGCGGAGGUCCCUGCGCAGCCAUCACGAAUGCUGUAAGGUAGUAGAAGUCGCCAAAGUGCACGACUGUUGGCAGUAGGCAUGACGACGUGGUGAACUACCUGAUCUCGUUUUCUUGGAAUUAAAAGCAUCUUCCAGUGCAUAAAGUUUUGUAGCAGGGUUUUCGUCUACUGACUGACUAUUCGUUUUUGUUGAAGGUAAAGUUUCUUUCUGAUUUUAGUUUUUCAUGCUUUCUGUGUCAACCAGUCCCUGUCCCUUUCUAUUUGUCUCAAUCUACAAUCAGCGGAUCUUUUUUCCCGAAAUUUCUAUUGUUGUUGGUAUAGCAGCUGUAAAAGGAAUUCGCCACGUGUGAGUGAUCGCCACCAUGGAUUUUUUUGAAGAUGCAAAUUUCUGGCAUGGUGACAAAACAGUCGUACUGUAAUUAGCCAUUGUAGCCAGACAAAAAGCCGCAACCGUUCUUUUGGCAGCUGCUUUUUGCGCUCCGAUUCGAGGGAUCCUCCAGCAUUCGCAGGAUGGGCAACCGAAAUAUCUGAGUCAGCAUAUUUUUGCGCGACCAUUAGUUUUGUGACUCUUGUUUACAAUUCGGUUCUACAAGCGCCUGCAAAUAUUAUUGUGGCGGCGCUGAAAGGAGCUAAAAGGAAUACGAAUAUCGGACUUGCAACUUACUCCGUCGCCCCGAAAGAGAUUGAAGAAAUAGCCUAUUAACAAAAAUUGUUGCCGUAUGUAUGGUAUCCUUAUCGCCUCUGCUUCUAGCGCAAAGACGUUAAUGCAGCUGCAGCAGCAAAUAGAGACUCAAGGAAACUGGAUUCUAUCGUUCUUGCAUCUCGUUUUUGCGCAGUUUUCAGGCAUUGAUUUCAGACUGGCAUACUGAAGGCGUCUAGUGGGAGGAAU
Messenger RNA from Amoebophrya sp. A120, 5066 nucleotides. The record is from the annotation of a GenBank genome assembly. Lineage: Eukaryota; Dinophyceae; Syndiniales; Amoebophryaceae.